UGUUUGUGUGUGUACGUGUGUUUUAGUGUGUCGGUGUAUGUGUGUGGAAGCGCAAUAAGUGUGUUUUUGCUUUUCUCCGGGCUGUGUUUCUCACUCCUGUCCGCCCACAGCACCAAACUGACCCUUCCAGCUCCGAAACACAAACACAACUGAGACACUUCCAGCAAGAUCAUGUUUUAAUGGCUUAACCGCGGAGCUCCGGUCCGGUUUUAUUCGGUUCGGCAGCGACUCUGGGCGGGUUCGAUGCUGCUGGACUCGCUGAGGAAGUUAAGUGGUUCUCUGUGUGCGGCAGGGUUGAGACCUUAUAAACUCCAGAGAGGACAGAAGAUGUCAAGAAAAUGAUAGCAGCUCAAGACCUACAAGCGGACUUCCACCAGGAAGGACACUCUCAGUUUUCCGACACCGAUCUUGAAGAUCUUGAGGGUCGGAAUGCCAAACCUGGAAAAGGAAAGAGGGGGAAGAAAACCCCAAAUCAAAAGACAAAGGCAUCAGAGGGGAGAGGUCAGGGUCGAGUGAAUGGCCACCAUCAGGAGAAUGGCAUGGAGAAUCUCAGUUUGUUUGAGAUUGUCAAAUUGGGCAAGAGUGCCACCCAGUCUGUUGUUGAUGACUGGAUCGAGUCCUAUAAGAUGGACAGAGACACUGCACUGAUGGAACUCAUCAACUUCUUCAUCCACUGCUCUGGCUGUAAAGGUGCGGUGAGCUCAGAGAUGUUCCGCCAUAUGCAGAAUUCUGAGAUCAUCAGGAAAAUGACAGAGGAAUUUGAUGAGGACAGCGGAGAUUACCCGCUGGCGAUGGCAGGUCCGCUGUGGAAAAAGUUUAAACAGAGCUUGUGUGAGUUCAUCAUGGUUCUGGUCCGACAGUGCCAGUACAGCAUCAUCUAUGACGAAUACAUGAUGGACACUGUCAUUUCGCUCCUCACGGGCCUGUCGGACUCGCAGGUCAGAGCGUUUAGACACACCAGCACCCUCGCAGCUAUGAAGCUGAUGACCGCUUUAGUGAACGUUGCUCUGAAUUUGAGCAUCAACAUGGACAACACACAGCGACAAUACGAGACGGAACGCAAUAAGAGCAUUGGCAAGCGAGCUAACGAACGCUUAGAGCUUCUGCUGCAGAAGCGCAAAGAGCUCCAGGAGAACCAGGAUGAGAUUGAGAACAUGAUGAAUGCCAUUUUUAAAGGUGUUUUCAUCCACAGAUACAGGGAUGUGAUAGCUGAGAUUAGGGUGGUCUGCAUUGAGGAGAUUGGAAUGUGGAUGAAGUUGUACAGUGAGGCGUUUCUCAACGACAGUUAUCUGAAAUACGUGGGCUGGACCAUGUAUGAUAAGCAAGGUGAGGUUCGUCUGAAGUGUCUUACAGCUCUUCAGAGUUUAUAUUAUAGCAGAGAACUUAACUCCAGACUGGAACUCUUCACCAGCCGCUUCAAGGAUCGUAUUGUGUCAAUGACUUUGGAUAAGGAGUAUGAUGUUGCUGUUCAGGCCAUUAAGCUGCUGACGCUGGUUCUGCAGAGUAGUGAUGAAGUCUUAACAGCCGAAGACUGUGAGAGUGUCUAUCACCUGGUUUACUCCGCCCACCGACCUGUCGCAGUGGCAGCUGGGGAGUUUCUCUACAAAAAGUUAUUCAGUCAUCACAGUGCAGAGGAUGAAGAGCGGCCCAGGAGAGGCAGACAGUGUUUGAAUGCCAACCUCAUCAGAACAACUGUUUUGUUCUUUCUGGAGAGUGAGCUUCAUGAGCAUGGCGCCUACUUGGUGGACAGUUUGUGGGACUGUGCGUCAGAGCUUCUGAAGGACUGGGAGAGUAUGAUCAGUCUGCUUCUGGAUGAGCCGUACCCUGGGGAAGAAGCACUCACAGAUGCUCAGGAAGCUGCUCUUGUUGAGAUCAUGCUCUGUGCUGUCAGACAGACGUGCGAGUGUCACCCGCCUAUCGGACGCAGCUCCGGUAGAAGGGUUCUGACUGCUAAAGAAAAAAAAACCCAACUGGAUGAUCGAACAAAGAUCACAGAAACAUUUGCGGUGGCUCUGCCUCUGUUACUAGCUAAAUAUUCAGUGGACCCAGAGAAGGUCACAAAUCUUCUGCAGUUUCCUCAGUAUUUUGAUUUGGAGAUCUAUACAACUGGCCGGCUUGAAAAGCAUCUGGAUGCAUUGCUCCGUCAAGUCCGUGACGUGGUGGAGAAGCACACAGAAACAGACGUGUUGGAGGCUUGUUCCAUGACGUUCCACGCACUGUGCAAUGAGGAAUUUACUAUCUAUAAUCGUGUAGACAUUGUCCGCAGCCAGAUGAUCGAUGAACAGGUUGACAAGUUCCACCGCCUGCUGGAGGAUUUCCUGCAGGAGGGGGAGGAGCCUGAUGAAGAUGACGCCUAUCAGGUUUUGUCGACGCUUAAGAGAAUCACAGCCUUCCACAAUGCCCAUGACCUCACUAAAUGGGACCUUUUUACCAGCAACUACAAGCUAUUGAACGCUGGUCUGCAAAACGGGGACAUGCCUGAGCAGAUCGUGGCCCACGCACUCCAGUGCACUCACUAUGUCAUACUCUGGCACUUGGCUAAACUCUCAGAGGGCACCACUAAUAAGGAUCAUCUGGUGCUCUUGCGGAGGCAGGUGAGAGCAUUUUGUCUGAUGUGCCAGAGUUAUCUAAACAGCAUCAGCACUGCUGUGAAAGAACAGGCCUUCACAAUUCUUUGUGAUGCCCUCCUGAUCUUCAGUUACCAGAUUGUGUCGUCUGGAAGGGAGAGUUUAGAGCCGCUGGUGUUCAGUCCAGACGCAUCCUUACAGAAUGAACUUAUCAACUUUAUCCUCGAUCAUGUGUUUGUUGAACAGGAUGAGGACAGCAGCACAGAUGAUGAGGCCGGCAAGAUCGAAGCACUCCACAGACGCAGGAAUUUACUUGCUGCCUUUUGUAAGUUGAUCAUCUACAACGUGGUGGAGAUGAAGAUAGCAGCAGAUGUCUUCAAACAGUACAUGAGAUACUAUAAUGAUUACGGUGACAUCAUUAAGGAGACCAUGAGUAAAGCACGUCAGAUUGACAAGAUUCAGUGUGCCAAGACUCUUAUCCUCAGUCUGCAGCAGCUGUUUAAUGAGAUGCUGAGUGAUCUGGGCUGUAACUUUGAUCGCUCCACAUCUGCGUUCUGUGGGAUUAAAGAACUGGCCCGACGCUUCUCACUCACAUUUGGACUCGAUCAGCUCAAAACCAGAGAGGCCAUCGCCAUGCUUCAUAAGGAUGGAAUAGAGUUUGCCUUUAAAGAGCCGAGUCCACAGGGGGAGGGUGGUCCUCCUCUCAACCUUGCAUUCCUUGACAUCCUCAGUGAGUUUUCAUCCAAACUACUGCGUCAGGACAAGAAGACUGUGCACCUGUAUCUGGAGCGCUUCAUGACAUUUCAAAUGGCCCUACAGAGGGACGACUGCUGGUUGCCUCUCAUCUCCUACCGGAAUUCUCUGCAGACGGGCACAGACGAUGACACGCUGUCUGUCAUUAGCGGCAUGAGCAGAAGCUCUACCCGCAGUCGCAAGAGCAGAUCAACUACUGCCAGCAAGAGGAAGCUGCCUGAAGAGGAGAGCAGCUGUAGCAGUAGUGAUGUUAGCGCGUGGGUAGGACGCAUACAGGCAGCCCCGCACACGCCUAUGAUGAUGUCAUCACCCCACAUCGUCUCCACUGUCUUGCGGGAGCCGAAGAAGCCACGCCCCGAGCAGGGUUACAUGGGAGUUUACAGCAUGAGCAACGAAGCGCAACAGCAGCCUCUGCAGCAGCAGACUCUACAGCAGCCGCAGCAGCAAAUGGACUACAAUUCUCAGGUUGCGUGGAUGAUGGCCCAAAAGCAGCAGCAGGACAGGGCUAAUCUGCAGUAUGGCAAGAUGAGGGGCCACAUACAGCACACCAUUCGCCGUGGCAGCGGGUUGAUGGAGGAUGAUGAGGAACCUAUUGUUGAAGAUGUGAUGAUGUCAUCAGAGGAGCGACUAGAUGACCUUAAUGAGGGCAUGGACUUUGACACCAUGGACAUCGAUCUGCCUCCAUCCAAAAAUCGCAGGGAGAGAUCAGAGCUGAAACCAGACUACUUUGACCCUUCCUCCAUCAUGGAUGACUCGGUUCUCAAUGUCUCUAUGUUCUGAGCUGUGGGAAUCACAAUGACAUAACUAAAACGUUUCUCCUCUUCUGAUUUCCCCCCAUGGACAUAAUGAUGCUGUGUAUCUUACGCUCCUGAAAACACACCAUUGCUUUCCAUCUGUACAUAUGAGAACAGAUAAGGUUUUAGAGCACGACUCAUGUAUUCAUGAUCUUUUUUAAUGGACGUUUAAAAUAGCUGUUUUUUUUUAAACUCCUUGAGGAGUUUUGAUUUUUAGGCAAUUUUGUAAAGACAAUCAGUUGUAAAUUGACUUUAUAAUGAGGUGAUUUAAAUCUAAAUUUAUAUCUUUCCUUAAAAGGUUUAGACUUGCAGUGUCUCUGGCUGUUUUUUCGGUAUUUCUCUGUCGCGUUUUUUAUAUUUGUUUUGGAUUCCCUGAAGCAGGUUAAAUCUUACAUUGUGGUGAUAUUCCUCACUUCUGUUUUGUGUGAUGACUGAUUUAGUUUUUUCUAUUGGUCCUGAGUACUCAAAGCGCUUUUGCUGAUUGGGUAAAAUUUCAAUAGCCUGCCCCUCACUUGGAUAACUCGGUUUCAUUCAUUUUGGUAUAUCUUUUUAUUUCAGCUUUGAUUUCCGAUUAAUUCUUUAUAAAGGGCAUUGGCCCCAUUUUAAGAGAAAAGCUCUUUCUGCAGAAUAUCUCUAAUUUACUUAUUUUUUAAGAUUAGAGUUAGCUAUUAUAAUAUAUUGUUAUAUCUCUCUAAUAUAUAUAUAUAUAAUUAAUUAUAUAUAAAUAUAUAUUGAUUUGUUUUACACAACAUGUGUAAUGUAAUGUGAAUCGUUACUGAUUUUAUAUUUAACUUAAUGUUUUUAUGUUUGGUAUCCAACCUACUGUUUCAUUUACGCUAGAUCUGUCCUGAGAGAAUCACUGAAGUUGUAAUUUGGAAAAGCUCCACUGUGAAUGAUUCUUUGGUCUUUACCCUUUGUGUAAUUCAUUGACGUUUGGAUUCAGGUCGUGGGUUGUUUUGGGGUUUGUGUAGUUGGUAUAAUGAUGACUGUAAUAAUGGUGAAAAAUCUUGAUAAAUGUAACCAUGAUGAUUAGAUGCAUUUCUGCAGGGAGCUUUUGUUUAGGUUUGGAAAGGAAACAUGUCCAUAUGUUUUUCACAUAUCUUUGUCACACUUACAUUUUUUAUUAUUUCCUCUCGUAUGUCAUCUUAUUUCAGAAAGCGUGAGUGUAUGUAUUUUAAUGUAUUGGGCUGUACAUAAAUCCAAGAUGUUUUUAUUCUA
Messenger RNA from Triplophysa rosa, 5332 nucleotides. It is a transcript of the gene stag2a, whose product is annotated as STAG2 cohesin complex component a. NCBI's taxonomy places the organism in Eukaryota, Metazoa, Chordata, Actinopteri, Cypriniformes, Nemacheilidae. The transcript is spliced from 34 exons. Gene Ontology annotation, biological process: sister chromatid cohesion. Gene Ontology annotation, molecular function: chromatin binding. Gene Ontology annotation, cellular component: chromatin; nucleus; cohesin complex. The record is from RefSeq and is a predicted model, not a curated record. Bases 339 to 4100 code for a protein of 1253 amino acids.